CAUGGCCGCUAUGAAGCGGCAGAACGUGCGGACCCUGUCGCUCAUCGCCUGCACCUUCACCUACCUGCUGGUGGGCGCCGCCGUGUUCGACGCCCUCGAGUCCGACCACGAGAUGCGCGAGGAGGAGAAGCUCAAGGCGGAGGAGGUCCGCAUCCGGGGCAAGUACAACAUCAGCACCGAUGACUACCGCCAGCUCGAGCUGGUCAUCCUGCAGUCCGAGCCUCACCGCGCCGGCGUCCAGUGGAAAUUCGCCGGCUCCUUCUACUUCGCCAUCACCGUCAUCACCACCAUAGGUUACGGACAUGCGGCCCCCGGUACCGAUGCGGGCAAGGCCUUCUGCAUGUUCUACGCGGUGCUGGGCAUCCCCCUGACCCUGGUCAUGUUCCAGAGCCUGGGCGAGCGCAUGAACACCUUCGUGCGCUACCUGCUGAAGCGCAUCAAGAAGUGCUGCGGCAUGCGCAACACCGACGUGUCCAUGGAGAACAUGGUCACCGUGGGCUUCUUCUCGUGCAUGGGCACCCUGUGCAUCGGCGCGGCCGCCUUCUCCCAGUGCGAGGAGUGGAGCUUCUUCCACGCCUACUACUACUGCUUCAUCACGCUGACCACCAUCGGCUUCGGUGACUAUGUGGCGCUGCAGACCAAGGGCGCCCUGCAGAGGAAGCCCUUCUACGUGGCCUUCAGCUUCAUGUACAUCCUGGUGGGGCUGACCGUCAUCGGGGCCUUCCUCAACCUCGUGGUCCUGCGCUUCCUGACCAUGAAUGGUGAUGAGGAGGAGCAGCCUGAGGGGGCAGAGGCGGCGCUCCCGGGCAACCCGAGCAGCAUGGUGAUCCAGGUGUCGGAGGAGGCCCCCGAGAGCCGGCCCCUGCGGCGGCGCAGGGCCGAGGGCGGCGCCGACCAGCAGUCUGCCUGCGCCUGCUCCUGCUACCGCCCGGCCAUCCGCAUCGCCCGCGCCAAGCUGGCCCCGCAGUCCGUGCAGUCCAUCUCCUACAGGGUGGAGGAGCUGUCGCCCAGCACGCUGAAGAACAGCCUCCUGCCGUCGCCGCUCAGCUCUGUGUCGCCCGGGGUGGUCAGCUUCGCCGCCGACAACCUGCAGCUGACCCGGCGUCGCAAGUCCGUCUAA
This is a messenger RNA of Dipodomys ordii (Ord's kangaroo rat), 1120 nucleotides long. RefSeq names its product potassium channel, two pore domain subfamily K, member 9 (gene Kcnk9). The coding region runs from base 2 to 1120 and encodes 372 amino acids. Gene Ontology annotation, cellular component: membrane. The record is from RefSeq and is a predicted model, not a curated record. NCBI's taxonomy places the organism in Eukaryota, Metazoa, Chordata, Mammalia, Rodentia, Heteromyidae. Gene Ontology annotation, molecular function: potassium ion leak channel activity. The transcript is spliced from 2 exons. Gene Ontology annotation, biological process: stabilization of membrane potential; potassium ion transmembrane transport.